Molecule: messenger RNA, 2988 nt
Organism: Metarhizium brunneum ARSEF 3297
Lineage: Eukaryota; Fungi; Ascomycota; Sordariomycetes; Hypocreales; Clavicipitaceae
Source: RefSeq, a predicted model, not a curated record
AUGGCCAGCCGUCCGCUCUUGUCUGAAGCCACGCAGCUUAUCAAGAAGCUCUCUGCCACCCCGACAUUGGCGGCGCAAAAUGAUAUACUUCGGCAGGCUGGUUCCGUUGACUCCCAAGCCUCUCUUCAAGCCAACAAGGCCACUUUCUUCUUUCAACUGGAACGUGAACUCGACAAGGUGAAUGCCUUCUACUUGCAAAAAGAGGCCGAGCUAAAGAUUCGGUUGAAAACUCUUCUGGACAAGAAAAAGGUCCUACAAACAAGAGACGGCAUCUCAAGACGCUCUUCCAAGUUUACAACACUCGAGGAGGGCUUUCAACAGUUUGCUACUGACUUGAACAAGCUCCAGCAGUUUGUUGAAAUUAACGGCACUGCAUUCUCCAAGAUUCUCAAGAAGUGGGACAAGACGUCCAAGUCCAAAACCAAGGAGCUUUAUCUGUCCAGGGCCGUCGAAGUCCAGCCAUUUUUUAACGCACCCGUUAUAAGUGAACUCUCGGAUCAGGCCACGACUAGUCUUCAAGAGCUGGGCGCCUGGUCCGAUGGCAUACAGGUCAAUUUUCAGACACCAGGGCAUGUCGUCACGAGCCAACACUUUAUGGGGACUGAUGAAGGAGAUGCCGACACACUGUUGCUGGAUACCGUCAUUACGGGGAACCUAGAGACGCUCAGAGAACUCUUGACGAAGAUGCAAUCCGCGAGCAGCUCAACAGACGGAGGAAGCUCAUUGCCUGAUCGUGUCACCAGGACCUUCCUGACGGCAAUCCAUGAUGCGCCCGAAGAGUCUCUGCGCGUUCUUUUAGAUACUGGACUCGUCGACUUGCAGUCAUAUGAUGAUAUCAACGAGAGAAAUUGUCUUCAUCAGGCCACCAUAUAUGGCAAACAGUAUGUCUUGGAAUGGGGGCUAAAAGCCGGGGUCUCUGUCGAUAGGACAGAUGUAUAUGGACGAGUGCCGUUGCACUACGCCAGUUUACAUGGUCGUCUGGAUAUGCUCGAGGCUCUAUUAAAUGUGAAUUCCUCAACGAUUAACCUCAUUGACCACGACAACUUUACUCCGCUUAUCCACUCAAUUAUUCAUGGUCAUAUUGAUUGCAUACAGCGUUUGCUCGCUAGAUCGGCAAGAAUCGAUCCGGUAUCGGACUCAGACCAUGUCCCGUUGAAUUUAGCUUGUGAGCACGGCUCCGAGGCAGUUGUCGAGCUGCUCUUAAGGCACGGAGCGAAUAUUUUGCCCGACGCAGAAGGCUUAUAUCCACAGCACCUGGUGGCGAGGUCGGGAAAGACAUCGGAGUUGCUGCUCCUGCUCAAAAAAUUUGGAGCUGAUUUAGACCAAGUUGAUAAGCUGUAUGGGUGGACUCCGCUUGUCCAUGCGGCGAGCGAAGGCAACGUUGACUGCCUGCAGGCGCUGCUCAAGGUUGGAGUUGACGUCAAUAUUGUGGAUGAGAAAGAUCUCCCAGCCAUGUACUACGCCGCGUGGGAAGGCCAUCUGGAAUGCAUGAAACUACUUACCCCAUUCAACACUCACAUUCGCGCCAGCCCACUCGUCCUACAGUCGUCACCUGGCCCUACUGACAGCAGCAAUGCACCCGGUCCCAUGUCCUUGGAUCCCGACGCAAUCCCCAUACUCGAACUGCCCCCUCCCAUCAUUCCCCUCCGCCGCUACGGUCAUAACUUCCUCGACACUAAAACCGUCGUACAACUCAGCUUCGAUGACCUUCACGAGCAGCCUUUGAUAUUCUUUCAAGAUGGAAAAUAUCCGGCGGCGCGACUGACAAUCUCCUCCAAGCUAUCAGAUCUCAUCCCAAAGAAUAUUAUUCUCCCCUUUCAAGAAGAUACCCGCAUGGUUUCAUUCCAAGUUGACAACCUCGAUACAUUUUCUCUCGAUUUCGAUGUUUUCCCUACGUACGGUGCCAAGAUUAUCGCCAAGACGGUGGUAUUGCCUAGCGCUUUCAAGACGCAGCAAGGCGGAAUCUCAAAGUGUUGCCUGCCUCUGUUUGAUCCACGACUUAGGGCAAUUGGCCAGAUUACUUUUAGCACCCAGGUGAUCAAGCCGUUCAAUGGUCAGCCAUUGGAAAUCACGGACUUUGAGACGUACUGGAAAGCGACGAGCCAGUUUAACCAGCCCACUAGUGCUGUGGUAACUGGAUCAAGUUUAUCCGGUGACUACGUCCGGCUAUUUGUGCAAUAUACGGCUGAUGGAGUCCCAGUGAUUUGGUCUCAAUGGACGAUCAGUUGUGGAGGACUAGAUCUGCCACUGUGUCGACUGUCCCUACAGCAGUUCCUGACGAUUACUGCCGAAAACACCUGUCGAGCUGCGUUGCCUAGCCUGUCAUCGAAGACUGUUGAUAACAUUGCGGAGGUAUAUCACAUCCUCGCUACAGCAGGCAUCACCCUCAAGGAUGCUCUGGCCAUCCUCCCUCGCGGCAUCAACGUGAAUCUGCAGGUCCUAUACCCGACGCAGGAGGAAGAAAAGGCGCUUGCGCUCGGUCCUGCGUUGGACGUCAACGUCUUUGUUGAUGCUAUUCUUACUGUCGUGUUUGAUCAUGCUCGUGCGCAGAGAGCCCAAUACCAGUCUCCAGAGGCAGCUCGUUCCAUGGUGUUCAGCAGCUACAAUGCUCGGUUGUGUACAGCCUUGAACUGGAAGCAGCCGAACUUUCCUGUGUUCUUGUGCAACGAUCUCGGCCGCGAGGACAAUAUCUUGGAAGAAAAUAUGCUUCGACCGAGUGGAAGACGAGGUACAUCCAUCAAAGAAGUAGUUCGAAUUGCCCAGAGUAAUAACUUUAUGGGGCUGAUCUGCUACUCCAAAUUAUUGGACAUGGUGCCUGCUCUCGUGGACGCUAUAAAAUCUCAUGGUUUAGCACUCGUCAUGGACAAGUCGACAGAUUCCCCCAGCACAAGUCCGAUGACGGACCCAUUCCCUCGACCUCCCAAAGGUGUAGACGGUGUUUUGAAAAAUCACGGCAUUUUGCGGUUCAAUGACUCGAUAGACAUGUAG